This is a messenger RNA of Grus americana (Whooping crane), 7224 nucleotides long. It is a transcript of the gene CDC27, whose product is annotated as cell division cycle 27. Bases 2310 to 4511 code for a protein of 733 amino acids. NCBI's taxonomy places the organism in Eukaryota, Metazoa, Chordata, Aves, Gruiformes, Gruidae. The transcript is spliced from 19 exons. Gene Ontology annotation, molecular function: protein binding. Gene Ontology annotation, biological process: cell division. The record is from RefSeq and is a predicted model, not a curated record.
GCGCUUGGCCGGCCUCGUUCCUUCCCUCCCCGCCGCCUGCCCCGGCUGCUAUAUGGCAAGCACUUAACCACUAUGCUUACCGCGAUGCAGUGUUCCUUGCAGAAAGAUUAUAUGCAGAAGUACAUUCAGAAGAAGCACUGUUUUUACUGGCAACGUGUUACUACCGCUCAGGAAAGGCCUAUAAAGCAUACAGGCUCCUCAAGGGGCACAGCUGUACAACCCCACAAUGUAAAUACCUGCUUGCAAAAUGUUGCGUUGACCUCAGCAAAUAUGGACCUAACGAACAUUAGCCCAUAUUGCAGAAACCUCUAAAAGGUAUUGAAUAACUUACAAAGGAGUUGUCAAGCUGUGUAGGGGGAGGAAACGUUGAUUGCUGAGAUGACUCAAGGAGACCACUCUGGGAAGUGUUUGUUUUGGUUUUGUGUUUCUCUGAUACUUUGCUUAUUUCAUUAGGUGUGUCCAGUAUGAAUUUAAUGGAUAGGUGACUUCAAAUGGCUUGCUCCUCUUACCCAGUUACUGCUAGUGGGUGGGUGAGGGAAAAGAUGGCAGACAGAAAUCUGUUUUUAAAAAACCCCAGCAAACCCACCUUGAAUCCACAUCUAAACCGUAUUCAACAUCAAAAUUAACCUUGACACCACUACAUCCUUGUCAAGGUAUCUUGCUGGUUUUCUGGCAUCUAACAGCAAGAGUAUAUAAUGAAAUUGCUCCAGCUACAGGCCGUAAUGCCCUGAGAGUUUGUUAAUGAGGGUAUUUCACUUCUAUGUAGACCUUUCAGCAUAAAUGUAGGAAACGAUGUCUGGCUGAGGUCCAGAAUGGAGAGGAUGAGGCACCAAGAAAAGUAAAAACUUUUGUUCAAAAAACUUUAAAUACUGUGGGGUGUUCUUUACAGAAGCUUAAAACAGCUUGUGGUUAUGUGUUGUGGCUUUUUUUGCAUUUUGAGUGGCCCUCUUUCAAUGACCACAAAAAAAAAGUUUAAUUUCUUUAGAAUAGGUAAUGUGAUGUUUGGCAUUUCACACAGGAUGAUGCGAUUCUUUUGCAGGAUUCUUGAUCCUGCUUGCAACAUAUAACCAAAAUGCAGGUGUCUCCAGAGGCAGCAGGAGAAGCUCCUUAGUCUUUGAUCCUCUCUUUAGUAGGCAAGUCCUUUGACAUCUUUAGAGUAGCGAGGAUGUCUUGACUUGCUGUGUUUCUUUUGACACUCUUUUAACGCUUUUGGAGCUAUUAGGAUACAGGGGUUUUUGCCUCUUCUGCUGAAAGGGAAAUAAUGCUCUAGUUGGAAAGGUCCCAGUGGAAUAAAUUUGAAGCUGAUCAUUCCCUCCCUUGCUUUUACAAAGUCUGGUGUGUGCAUAUAGUACAUCAGCUUCUGAAAUUAUUUCAGUUAGAUAGGUGGGACUUCUUAAACAUAUUCUUUAACAUUUGUUAAAUUUAACUGUCAUUGCUAUUACAAUUAUACGAGCUCACUUAUACAGAUGUACCUUAUUUUCUUGUGGGAAUGGUCUAUACUGAUAGAAACAUCUACCUACAAGUAUAAUUUCAAGUGGAGGCAAGAAGAGAUGAUUUGUUUGUGCAGGUGUCUGUCUCAAAUGCCAGAAGAAUGCUUCCUGUCCCCAGAUGUUGUAUAAAGUCAUUUUCAAGCCUAACAGUGAGUGGCCCAUUCCAUGUGAGCAGUGCUGCUCACUGCAGGUGUAGUAGAUGUCAACCGAGCCUUUGUUCUCCUUUUGAGCCCCUCUUGCAAGAAAGCAAAGCAUUAAAAUCCAAACUCUCUGCCAUAUCCCAGUGUUGGAUCUUAACUGAAUGCGUGGAGCCUUAUGGAUUGUAUUUCUUAGUUCGGAAACAAAGCCAAACUAAGCAUUGUUUUGGCUUGUUGCUAGGUAAAGUACCUUCGAAAAAUGAAGCAUCUAGAAGACUUUCUCGUCCUCCAUUUAGUAUUCUACUUCAGAUUAGUCACUUCUGGAGAAGUCAUGUUGUAUUAUGUGUCUCUGGUUUUGGAGUGGUGUGGGUUUUGGGGUUUGUUUUGUUUUUCUUCCCUUCCAGUAGAGAUGUUCAGCUUCAGAGUACUGCGUACCUCCGUGUUGCUAGAGGAAUCCAAUUAAAAUUCAUUUGCAGGAACUAGUUUGUAUGUGGUUUGAAACUUGCGAACACUGACAGUGGAUUUCUGUUUUUGUUUGCAGCAGGGUGAAAACACUGGACUACCAAUACUGUGAGCCUUGUAACCCCUUUAAACCUCUUGUUUUUUAAAAAGGCUUGCAGAAGGAGAGCAGAUCUUAUCUGGUGGAGUGUUGAAUAAACAGAAAAGCCAUGAUGACAUUGUUAUGGAGUUUGGUGACUCUGCAUGCUUUACACUCUCCUUACUGGGACAUGUCUACUGCAAGACAGACCGGCUUGCCAAAGGAUCAGAAUGUUACCAAAAGAGCCUUAGUUUAAAUCCUUUCCUCUGGUCCCCUUUUGAAUCGCUGUGUGAAAUAGGUGAAAAACCAGACCCUGACCAAACAUUUAAAUUAACAUCUUUACAGAACUUCAGCAGCUGUCUGCCUAACACUUGCACAACGUUGGUAUCCAAUCACAACAUAUCCCAUAGACAGCCUGAGACUGUCCUUAUGGAAACGCCGCAAGACACAAUUGAGCUGAACAGAAUCAACCUAGAAUCCUCCAAUUCAAAAUACUCCUCCUUGAACACUGAUUCUUCUAUGUCUUACAUUGAUUCAGCUGUAAUUUCACCUGAUGCAGUCCCUCUUGGGUCAGGAACUGCCAUACUGUCUAAACAGGCUCAAAAUAAACCAAAAACUGGGCGGAGUUUACUGGGGGGACCUGCGGCUUUGAGCCCACUAACUCCAAGCUUUGGAAUUUUGCCACUAGAAACCCCAAGCCCUGGAGAUGGAUCAUAUUUACAAAACUACACGAACUCUUCUUCUGUAAUUGAUGUGCCAUCCACAGGAGCACCUUCAAAGAAGAAAUUUUGUGUUAUGCAGACUGUCAGCAGGAUAAGCCAAGCUGGAACAAAAUCUGUCUUCUCACAGAGUGGAAAUAGCCGGGAAGUCACUCCAGUUCUUGUUGCACAAACACAGAGUUCUGGCCCACAGACAAGUACGACACCUCAGGUAUUGAGCCCAACAAUUGCUGCUCCACCAAACGCACUGCCUCGAAGAAGCUCUCGCCUGUUUACUAGCGAUAGCUCUACAACAAAGGAAAAUAGCAAAAAAUUAAAAAUGAAAUUUCCACCUAAGAUUCCAAACAGAAAAACAAAAAGUAAAACAAAUAAGGGAGGAAUAACUCAACCAAACUUAAAUGAUGGUUUGGAAAUUACCAAACUGGACUCUUCCAUCAUUUCAGAAGGGAAAAUUUCCACUGUUGCACCACAGAUCCAGGCUUUUACGCUACAGAAGGCAGCAGCAGAAGGUUUGAUGAGCCUUCUUCGUGACAUGGGGAAAGGUUAUUUAGCCUUGUGUUCGUACAACUGCAAAGAAGCGAUCAAUAUUUUAAGCCAUUUACCAUCCCACCACUACAACACUGGCUGGGUGCUGUGCCAAAUUGGGAGAGCUUACUUCGAACUUGCAGAAUAUAUGCAGGCUGAGAGAAUAUUUUCAGAAGUGAGGAGGAUUGAAAACUACAGAGUAGAAGGCAUGGAGAUCUAUUCAACUACGCUGUGGCAUCUGCAGAAAGAUGUUGCCCUUUCAGUUCUUUCAAAGGAUUUGACGGAUAUGGAUAAAAACUCACCAGAGGCAUGGUGUGCUGCAGGAAACUGUUUCAGCUUGCAACGAGAGCAUGACAUUGCAAUCAAGUUCUUCCAGAGAGCCAUUCAAGUUGAUCCAAACUAUGCUUAUGCCUACACCCUGUUGGGGCAUGAAUUUGUGUUAACAGAAGAACUAGACAAAGCAUUAGCUUGUUUUAGAAAUGCAAUCAGAGUCAACCCUAGACACUAUAAUGCAUGGUAUGGGUUGGGAAUGAUUUAUUACAAACAGGAAAAAUUCAGUCUAGCAGAAAUGCACUUCCAGAAAGCACUUGAUAUCAAUCCUCAGAGCUCAGUCUUACUGUGUCACAUUGGAGUAGUUCAACACGCACUGAAAAAAUCUGAAAAGGCUUUGGAUACUUUAAACAAAGCUAUUAACAUUGACCCCAAGAACCCGUUAUGCAAAUUCCAUAGAGCUUCUGUAUUAUUUGCAAAUGAAAAAUACAAGUCUGCUUUACAAGAACUUGAAGAACUGAAACAGAUUGUUCCCAAAGAGUCUCUUGUUUACUUUUUAAUAGGAAAGGUUUAUAAAAAACUGGGUCAAACACAUUUGGCCCUAAUGAAUUUCUCAUGGGCAAUGGACUUAGAUCCCAAAGGAGCCAAUAACCAGAUUAAAGAGGCCAUUGAUAAACGUUACCUUCCAGAUGAUGAGGAACCAAUAACUCAAGAGGAGCAAAUCAGUGAAUGUUACCCCUAUGAAUCAGUCGGCACAGAUGAAUCCCAAGAGAGCAGCAUGACGGAUGCAGAUGACACACAGCUCCACGCAGUUGAAAGUGAUGAAUUUUAACCUCCAAAAGCCUGUAUCUGAGCUUGAGUGUGACUGGUACUGUUGUGUUCUCCCCUUCCUUCGCAUCCUGGGUCUUCACAUCACUGAGCCAGCAUUGUCAUUAUUCUCCACUGACACCAUGAGUACACCACUUGGACUUAAACUGUACGCAGGGUUAAUGGCAGUGCAAUAUUCAGCUGCUACUGAGUCUGACUGGUUGGCUCUUACACGUUUAUGAGAGUGACUGAGAAGGAAAUGCUAUUUUUGGACUCCCCUCUGCUGGAAAAAUAUCAUGGAAGAAAGACUUGUGGUUUGCUGUAACGAAGCCAGUAGAUGUGGGGAUAGUACUAAUGAAGCAGUGUCUUGUUCUUUUUCCAGAAAUGUGUCUUAGUUUGGUUCUUUCUUGGUAAGCAGAGUGCUGAACCUCAUUUCCAAGUUCAAGGACAGUGUUGACAAAUGCAGGCUGUUAAGACUUUUGCAUAUUGUAGUGUAACUUAAAUGCCAGGGAAUGUAAAUGACCUUAAAGCUGCAGAGUCUCCAGUGAACAAACAAUGCAUGUGCUCAGGACUGGGAGCGUGUCAGACUACGUAAAACAUCCUGGUGUCCCUACUUAGAGCACAAACUUGCAGGAGUGGAAAUGUAGCAGGAGAAUCACAUUGCUGAAUCAAAGCUUUCAUGAAAUGCUUUCAUGUUCUAACCAAGAAUUAAUUUAUUCACCUAGUUUCGGAAAGGUCAGUGUUUACUUUGUACUUCAAAGUCAGCAACACCUUACUUUGUUUUUCAUACACCCCUUGACUUGUUCUUCCCCUUUUAAGAAUAAAAAUUAAUAAAGGGCAAAAAUCAAGAGAGAAAUGUAGAAGCAACCGUAAUGUGAAAACCUCAAACCCUUGAUCCAGAGUGACUGCAUGUUUCUAAGCAGAUAGAUGGGGAAGACCGUGGAAGCCUUAAUACAAUCGGAACCUUACAGUCAAACGCAUCAAAUAAUUGUCUAAGAUUAGUAUCUUUUUUAAAACUGUUUUGUAAAGUAUGAUCCAAGCAGGAUGCAAAAAUGCGGAAUUACCUGUCUUUCUCCUCUUUUUUUUUUUUUUUUUUAAGUUCCUCUUUAAGAUUCUCACUCUAGGAACACUUUCCUCUUCUACAGAGGCUGCUUCUGUGAGAAGAAAGCUAUGCCAUGUUAACAAGUGCAAAAUUACCUUACUCUGUAGCAGCAACUGAUGCCCUUUAUGCAGUGAUGAUAAAGAAAGUGUAUGAUAUAACAGUUUUAAAGAGCAAUUUAUGCAUAAUAAAUUGGGAAUGAUAUAAAUUUCAUAGCAACAUCUUUGUUGUGAUCAGUCUUAAUUUUUUUAUGUAUUGGUUUUUAGGGCUCUCUUAGUUACCUUUAGAACUUCUUUUUUUUUUUUUUUUUUUAAAUUCUGUCCUUGUCUUACACUUCUUCUGUCACAGCUCCUUGCUGGUCCUGAGCCCCAUGGACACCUUUAUCAUAUGAAAAAUAAUCCGCAAGUGCUGAGCAAAAAUAUAAUUCUCUAGGUUUUGGGGUGGGGUGGUGGGUUUUGGGUUUUUUUUGGAAGUAGGAGGCUAAGCAGUGAAAAAUAGGCUUAAACUCCCCUAAUAGCUUGAAAAGGAAUUUCUAAAAUCUGAGGAAUGAUAAUAUAUUAAAGGAGCUUUGUGCCUCUGCCACGUUCUUCCCAUCAGCUUGCGUCUGGAAGGUUGCUGAACUGACCACAAAAUCAUGAUGCGUUUCAGCUGGCUUGAGCGUACCGAACCUUGCACAGCUUUUUGUGGUGAUAGAUAUUCUGGGGCGAUUCCCCUUUCCUGACGAGUCCUCCCUGAGUUUCGGCUUUCCCCAGAGCUGAUCUGCAUCUGCAGUGCUCUGGAGUUACCCGUGUCGGUCCUGACACGGUUUUCCCAUCCAGCCGCAGCUUCCCGGUGCAUCCCUGCACCUCUGCACCACGUCUAGAGGCAGUACUGGUGCAAAGACCACUAAUUAACAUGUUAAUUGGCUUCAUUUUGGUCCCCAACAUAUUUUUAAAGCAAAAAGCAGACAUAAGCAGGUGCCACUCUCGAGUUUUUCCAUAACAAAUGCUGCUGUUUAACUGGGACUGGAGAGCUGGGAAAUUAGGUGGGUAUUUUCCCUUUUAUUUUGUUCUCUAAAAAUUGUUCACAAUUUUUAAGUAAAAUUUUCACCACCCUGGAAAGAGCUUUUAAUUCAGCUGGGAUGUUAAAAGGAUAUUCAUGCUUCCUGGGAGGAUUUAGUACUUACACCUCUCCCUUGCUUUACAUGUACAUCAUACCUUCAAGUGAUUUUUUUCUUUUUUCCCCCCAAUAAUCUCAAGUAAUAUUUAGACCGUGCUGCUAUUUUACCUUCUAAAUAGAUACGCAAAAUUAGUAUUUAACCAGUAAAGUUGUGCUCCCUCUGAAGAGGGGCAGGGAGAAGGAUGGCAAGCAUGAAGGCACUCUGGCAGCUGGGUUAGAGCAAGUGUGUUCACUGAAUGGAAUUAGGGAACUGUCAUUUUCUUACAACAAAACUAUGGAAAAAUGCAAAGUGUGGGUGUGGUGUGUACUAUUUGCAUUGAAACAAUGUAUUUUGUCUUUCUCUUAUUUUUUUUCUUCUUGCUUUUCCUGACUUUUUAUUUCAAAAAUUGUACAGUCUUAGGAAAAAAAAAGUCUUUUCUGUUAAUAUAUUUGCGAUUCAUUAAAGGAUGUGGAAAAUCCAAAUAAACUACUUUUAAAAGCA